Messenger RNA from Puccinia triticina, 507 nucleotides. RefSeq lists its product as uncharacterized. The transcript has 5 exons. The coding region runs from base 1 to 507 and encodes 168 amino acids. Gene Ontology annotation, molecular function: carbohydrate derivative binding; L-glutamine:D-fructose-6-phosphate transaminase (isomerizing) activity. NCBI's taxonomy places the organism in Eukaryota, Fungi, Basidiomycota, Pucciniomycetes, Pucciniales, Pucciniaceae. The record is from RefSeq and is a predicted model, not a curated record. Gene Ontology annotation, biological process: protein N-linked glycosylation; UDP-N-acetylglucosamine metabolic process; fructose 6-phosphate metabolic process.
AUGCGCUACUGCCUCGAGCGGGGCGCGUUGGAUGUGGGAGUGGUCGACGUGGUGGGCUCAACAAUUUCGCGCAAGACGCAUUGCGGGCUCCACAUCAACGCCGGCCCGGAGAUUGGAGUGGCGUCGACCAAGGCCUACACCUCCCAGCAUUCCGAAGGUAUCUUGCCCGGAGAAUUGAAGCAUGGCCCAUUGGCUCUGAUUGACGAGAACAUGCCGGUGCUCCUGAUCAUGACCAAGGACUCUCUCUACCCGAAGGUCCCAUUGGCACUCCAACAACUCACCACCCGCAAAGGCUCGCCGAUUGUGAUCGCCAACAAGGGCGACACCGGCUUGAUUGCCGCCGACUCCACCCGGAUCUUGCGAGUUCCCCAAACAGUGGACUACUUACAGGGCCUCUUAGACUUGACCAUCAUUCCAAUGCAGUUGCUCAGCUACCGCAUCACUAUCUUGAGAGGUGUCGACGUCGACUUCCCCCAAAACUUGGUCAAGAGUAUUACUGUCAAAUAG